Messenger RNA from Pygocentrus nattereri (red-bellied piranha), 1742 nucleotides. RefSeq names its product RAS-like, family 11, member A (gene rasl11a). Gene Ontology annotation, molecular function: GTP binding; GTPase activity. The transcript has 4 exons. Lineage: Eukaryota; Metazoa; Chordata; Actinopteri; Characiformes; Serrasalmidae. The record is from RefSeq and is a predicted model, not a curated record. Bases 489 to 1247 code for a protein of 252 amino acids.
GUAUUAGGCUGAGCUUUGGAGUGGCAUGUCCUCCGCCCCUCGGCAUGCCGGAGCAGGAACAGGAGUCGGAGCAGGACUCUGCUGAGUUGCCCGUCUUUGCUCUCGCUCAGAGUAGCCGGUGGUGUCCUCCCCUCUCAGCCUAUAUCCGGUCCUGUCGUAGCCUGGCCUGACCUGUCCUCUCGGUUAUCCGGACUAUUUACUCCACAUCUGUGUGCGUUUCUUUGGAGAAAUCCACGGACAGAAGGUGUCACGAGGAGCACCAGCGGACGGCCAGCCUCGGCACGGGAGUGCGUUAGUUUAGGGGACAUGGUUCUUGAUCCAAAGGAGUUUGGCAAGAUGUGGUUUCAAGCGGACAUAAGCAUCGACCAGACGGCUCGCGCGUGAUGAGCGAGACGUAGAGAGAAGUCAAGCGGAGACGGAGAGGAAAGCGUCGCAGCGCUGGAGGGAAACUGACAGACUCAGAGCAGUUCACUCCGCAGCUUUCCUCAAUGCGCCUUAUCGACCAGCCGGGAACAAUGAGCAGUGGCUCUAGCAACUUUCUGCUAGUCCCAAUACCAGAGUACCCUGUUCUAGACUGUGUACCUAAUAAAAACGUCAAAAUAGUCGUUCUCGGAGCGAGUAACGUCGGCAAAACAGCCUUGAUUGUAAGAUUCCUGACCAAGAGAUUCAUUGGAGAUUAUGAAGCGAACACAGGGGCCUUGUACUCAAGGAAGAUCAAUCUAGAUGGAGAGCAGGUUUCCUUACAAGUGCAAGACACUCCCUGUGUAUCACUGCAGGAUGAUGCAGAGGGUCUGUACUGCCAAGAGCAGAUCAACCGCUCCAUUUACUGGGCCGAUGGCUACGUCCUAGUCUUCUCUAUCACUGACCUUCACAGCUAUAGAACCAUCCAGCCUCUGUAUCAACAUGUGCGCCGCAUCCACCCCAGCGGAAACAUCCCCAUCAUUCUGGUGGGAAACAAGAGUGACCUGCUGCGGGCGAGGCAGGUGCCGGCCCAUGAGGGUGAGGCGCUGGCCGCUGAACUCGGGGGACCUUACUUUGAGGCUUCAGCCCGGGAAAACCAUGAGGGCGUGCACGCAGCUUUUCUGCACUUAUGCCAGGAGGUGAGUCGUGCACUGGGAGGAGGGAAUGGGGAGAAGAGGAGAGGAGGACUACACCUCGCUCGACCUAAGAGCCCUAACAUGCAGGAGCUGAAAAGAAGGUUCCGGCAAGUGCUGUCUUCUAAAGUGAAGUCAGCUACUGCGCUCUGAUGAAGAUGAAGAUGGUGAUUAAGGUGAAGAAAAGCCAAGGACUGCAUCAGGGAGCUGAUUCAGAGGCCUGUUCAGAUAUUACUGCCAUCGUCUGUACAGUUUUUGACUGAGGAGUCAAAAAGUCAAAGUUGGAUCAUUUUACUAAUAGUGGUACAUUGCAGUAGUGGCAUACAUGUACUGUUUGGAAUGUGUUGCUAACUUUCAGGACAUCCAAGACAUCCUUUCCCUGGCCACAUAAUGGGAUUAAAAGCAUUGUUUGUAACAAUGUUAUAAAUAAUGCUAUUUUUCAUAAUUAAUAAGAAUAAUGCAGGCCUGCACAAAAUGGCGUAUUGAAAUACUACAUAUUAACUUUAGUGAACUUUUUUUUUAUUGCUUGUUUGUUGGAUCACGCAAAUGCCUUGAUUCAUCAAACCAGUUGUCUGGCUUAUCUGAUAUUGUUUGGAAUACUCACAGAAUAAAAUAAAAAUAAAAAAAACAUUUUGUUGGUUAGUGUGA